This is a messenger RNA of Trypanosoma grayi, 429 nucleotides long. RefSeq lists its product as hypothetical. The transcript has a single exon. NCBI's taxonomy places the organism in Eukaryota, Euglenozoa, Kinetoplastea, Trypanosomatida, Trypanosomatidae. The coding region runs from base 1 to 429 and encodes 142 amino acids. The record is from RefSeq and is a predicted model, not a curated record.
AUGGCACCGCCAGCCUUCGUUGGCUGCUGCGCCCCUUUCACUCUCGCCUCUGGUGUCAUUCUUUUCACAUUCGCAGCACUCAUGCGACACGGCAACUGGACCUUCGAAGUCAUCGCAGCGACGCAGGAAUGGGACCUUGUGGAGAAAGCUGCCUGCUGCCGCAACGCUGGUAUUUUCUAUAUUCUGCUGUCAGCUCUCCUUUGGCUGUGGUUCGGUGUAGCGCAGGUGGCUGGAAAAAAAUGGCGCAAAAGGCUAUCUCUACGGCUCUUUUCCCGCUCGCCUGAGAGUGACGAUAUCGAUGAUGAUGAUGAAGACGUGGGUGGUGGCGAGCGUGCCAGACGCCGGCUUCACAACGAAGCGAUGCCGCUUUUGCACAAAACUUCAGUGCCACAGAAAGACAGCCACGACCUCUUGGGUGGGCUCGAUUAG